Echinostoma caproni is the source of this 621-nucleotide messenger RNA. The record is from the annotation of a GenBank genome assembly. NCBI's taxonomy places the organism in Eukaryota, Metazoa, Platyhelminthes, Trematoda, Plagiorchiida, Echinostomatidae.
AUAUGCAUUCGCGGUAUUCGGUGUACCAAAGGCUACUACAAAGAUGAGGAAAACACCCGCAAACUGUUCGACAAAGACGGAUUCCUCCGAAUGGGUGAUAUUGGCCAGUGGACGCCGUCUGGUGCUUUGAAGAUUGUCGAUCGAUGCAAGAACAUGUUCAAACUGGCACAAGGCGAGUAUGUGGCUGCGGAGAAAGUGGAGUGCGUCUAUCAGACUUGUAAUCUGAUCACACAUGUCCUUGUCGAAGGCGAUUCACGUAGCACAUUCGCUGUGGCCGUGGUCGUGCCCGAUUUCGCCAUUUUGCGGGACCAAUUAAAUCUGAUCGGACCGAAAUCACCGGGAUCGCGGCGUUCCUCGGCUUCCGGGACCGAACUGACCGACACGGAGUUAUGUCACAGCCUAGAAGCUCGAAAAUUGGUGCUGAAAAAAAUGAACCAGAUAGCGAGGGAACGCAAUCUGAAAGGAUUCGAAUUGGCCAAAAAUAUCUACUUGACUACAGAAAUGUUUAGCAUUGAAAACGGUCUACUCACUCCGACUCUCAAAAUCGCCCGCUACAAGGCACGGAUGCAUUUCAAAGAACAAAUCCACCAGAUGUACACCGAAGGGGAGCUGAAUGGAUGA